CACGACCCAGCAUGCCAAAUCCCCUCACGUUGACUGAAAUUGACCAACUCGAGAUCCAUGUCAUCGUCAAUGACGAGCUGGACCCAAUUUCUCCAAGCCCGAAUUCAGCUGUGCAAGUUGCUAGCCGGUUUAUGGGCAUCCGGCUCCCUCCACUGCCGCCCGGCACUAAGCGGGGUGGCGCGCAGUUGGAAAUGCGCAUGGACAACAUCUGUUGUGCGGCACAUGGGAUCUCUUUGCUCUUGGCGGACCCUUCUUUCGAGCAGCUGGAAGCUGCCGGAGCGACUUUGCUCAAAAGCGACCGACCGCACACCGCACUGGACGAUUUCUUCCUGGUAUCCGGGGAGAUCCCGCGCGAGACCAGCUACGAAGAUGGAAUCUACGGCGGUCUGCGAUUCAAUGAAGCGACCAUGAAGUGGAAGGAGGAUACGCUGAUCAUGGAAGAGCGCUAUGUUAUGUGCAAUCUCAAAGGCAAGGAGCUCGUGGUCUUCACCUGUUGCGGGCACGCUGGAAUCGUGAAUAGCUGCCGCGACGCAGUCAACCUCAAGUUGCAGCCAAAGGUACUGCUGGCGGGUCAUUGCACGGGCUGGCGGUUCAAGUGUCUCAUUGCGCGUGAUCUUCCCAAUUGUUUGGUCCCAUGUUUUUCGGGCCGUAAGUAUACUUUGUAG
This is a messenger RNA of Aspergillus uvarum CBS 121591, 665 nucleotides long. RefSeq lists its product as uncharacterized. The transcript is spliced from 4 exons. Bases 12 to 665 code for a protein of 217 amino acids. Gene Ontology annotation, molecular function: transferase activity. The record is from RefSeq and is a predicted model, not a curated record. Lineage: Eukaryota; Fungi; Ascomycota; Eurotiomycetes; Eurotiales; Aspergillaceae.